Polyodon spathula (Mississippi paddlefish) is the source of this 7786-nucleotide messenger RNA. Its product is annotated as ATPase MORC2-like. The record is from RefSeq and is a predicted model, not a curated record. Bases 937 to 4527 code for a protein of 1196 amino acids. The transcript is spliced from 28 exons. Gene Ontology annotation, cellular component: nucleus. Lineage: Eukaryota; Metazoa; Chordata; Actinopteri; Acipenseriformes; Polyodontidae. Gene Ontology annotation, molecular function: zinc ion binding.
UGCGCGAGACAUUGAGGCGCAGUCUGUGAACAGUUGUGUGUUAAGUGUUUUGAGUCAUAGAGCCGGUUUUAAUAUAUCUCAGAUAUGUUUUAAUUCACAUUAAGUAUCAGCACCCACAGAGGAGAUGGUCAACGGCGAGAGAAUCUGCUUCACAAUUUAACGGUUUGCUUAAAACGAGACAUUAUAGCGUCUAAUAAUACAAUAUAUGUAGUCAAGUAGAAGAUAUGUUCAGCUGAGACGGGAGGGGGGAAUGGAGGGCUGAAAUUGAUCUGUACUGGACGGUCUGAAUGUAUUUACUUGACGGGGGAAAAAUACAGCGUUAACUGUUUGGAAACGAAAGGAUGGAUAAACGUGUAAAGGUGUGUUGGCAAUAGAAGCCCGAGUAAACAGCAUUGCUUGGAGGCCCAUCCACGUGAGAAGGAUCAAACUGCAAGUUCCCAAACACGCAGGCUGGAGCGAAUCCAUUUUGUAGCACGCUGUGUUGUGCACUGCGUCGAGGAGAAGGCCUGGUCAAGAUUGUGUGCGGUUAAACUAGCACCAUUGAUGAGACCAGAUAAUACCUGGGGGCUGUGUUGUGGCUUUUUCAUAUUUUUUUUUAAUCAAUUCAAAGAACUGUUUCCAACAAGUACACAACUGCAUCCUAAUGUGAAAAGGAUUACUAAAUGAAAGUUACAAAUCACUGCAUAAUUUCAACAAAAUAACACCAACCGUAAGCAUUGUUGAGUAUACCCCCAUUAAAACAAUUGAUAUUUAAAGAGAUAGAACAUAUGUAAAGUUGUUUUACAUUUUUUUUUAAAUUAUUUUUAAACUGAGCGGACAAGAGGAUUUGUAGAAAUAUAAAACUGGACUGACUUCAACUUUGGCUUGCAAAGCUUGUGCAGGUUUCCAGGAGGAGUGUGGAGUGCUGUACGGUCCCUGUGGGGUCUCUGUUUAGCAAUGGCCUUCACAAACUACAGCAGCUUAAAUCGAGCACAGCUCACCUUCGAAUACCUGCACACAAACUCAACCACUCAUGAAUUCCUGUUUGGAGCCCUUGCUGAGCUGGUGGAUAAUGCAAGAGAUGCUGAGGCCACAAGAAUUGAUAUCUACACCGAGAAGAAGCCGGAGUUGCGGGGCGGGUACACUCUGUGUUUCCUUGAUGACGGGACUGGAAUGGACCCCAGUGAAGCAACCCACGUGAUCCAGUUUGGAAAAUCCAGCAAAAGGUCCUCAGAGUCGACGCAGAUUGGGCAGUACGGCAAUGGAUUGAAAUCGGGUUCAAUGCGAAUCGGGAAGGACUUCAUCCUUUUCACAAAGAAAGAGAACAAGAUGACCUGCCUGUUCUUGUCUCGUACGUUUCACGAGGAGGAGGCAAUUGAUGAGGUGAUUGUUCCACUCCCUACAUGGAGCUACAAAACCAAGCAGCCAAUCACAGAUAACCCUGAGAAAUUUGCAAUUGAAACAGAACUGAUAUACAAAUACUCCCCUUUUAAGUCAGAAGCACAGAUCAUGGAGCAGUUUAAUAAAAUCGAAGGGGACAGUGGGACGCUGGUUAUUAUCUAUAACCUCAAGCUGAUGGACAAUCACGAGACAGAGCUGGAUGUCACUUCUGAUCCCCAGGACAUCCUGAUGGCCGGGACCCCUUUGGAGGGAGUGAAACCUGAGAGGCGAUCCUUCCGAGCCUAUGCUGCGGUUCUGUAUAUUGACCCCCGAAUGAGGAUCUUUAUCCAGGGCAUCAAAGUCAGGACCAAGCGACUCUCCAGCUGCCUUUACAAACCAAGGAUGUAUCGAUACACAUCAACACGUUUCAAAACCCGGGCAGAGCAGGAGGUGAAAAAAGCUGAUCACUUGGCAAAAGUUGCGGAAGAGAAGGCGAGAGAGGCGGAGAGCAAAGCUCGAGCGCUGGAGCUCAAACUGGGAGGAGAUCUUGCAAGGGAGGCCCGGGCGCUGCUCCGGAAGGCACAGGAUGCUGCUGUGAUGCUGCGCAGGGAGGCGGAUAUGAAGAAGCGAAUACAGGACGCCAAGCAAAAAGCCCUGAAGGAGCCCAAAGAGCUGUGUUUUAUUUUUGGGGUUAACAUCGCCCAGCGAGAGCUAGAUGGGAUGUUUGUGCACAACUGCAGCCGGCUCAUCAAGAUGUAUGAGAAGGUGGGGCCGCAGCUUGAGGGAGGAAUGGCGUGUGGAGGGGUGGUGGGGGUGGUUGAUGUCCCUUAUCUGGUGCUGGAGCCCACGCACAACAAGCAGGACUUUGCUGAUAACAAAGAGUAUCGACACCUACUGAGGGCUAUGGGAGACCACCUGGCACAGUACUGGAAAGACAUUGGCAUCGCCCAGAAGGGGAUUGUUAAAUUCUGGGACGAGUUUGGUUACUUGUCGGCCAAUUGGAAUCAGCCUCCAUCCAGUGAAGUUCGCUACAAGCGGCGGAGAGCCAUGGAGAUCCCCAUCACCAUCCAGUGUGACAAGUGUUUGAAGUGGCGCACCCUCCCGUUCCAGAUACAGGCUGUCGACAAAGUGUACCCAGAUUCCUGGGUCUGCUCCAUGAAUCCGGAUGGCACGCAGGAUAGAUGUGAUGCUCUCGAGCAGAAGCCGAACCUUCCUGUCGGAACCCUGAAGAAAGACACGAAAUCUACUGAGGACAAACAAAAACAGCUCACUGAGAAAAUUCGCCAGCAACAGGAGAAACUAGAAGCUAUGCAGAAAACUACAACGGUCCGAUCCAGCGCAGACCUGAAAAACCUGCCGCUAGAGGUCGGCACGAGACUGGCAACAGAGACAGAGGCUCCCCGAACCUCUGAAAAAUUGCAGCGACCUCGCUCUCCACCACUGCCCACUAUGAUCAAAAAUGCACCAAGCCGCCCCCCUAUCUCCAAACCACCUCCCCUGAGCAAGAAACCCACUCCAAUACAGAUCCAAAAACCAGCUCCCCCACCCCCGCCCCGUCCGUCACUUGCCAAGAAAGAGGAGGUCAGCAAGGGAUGUGCCAGUGCAGUAAAGGUAGCGCCGCCCCCUCCUAAACCAGCACCACCCACCCCUAGGACUGCAGUGGCCAAACCCCCUGCCCGCCCCACCACUCAGAGGGGCCCACCAGCCCGCGCUGCACAGAGCACAGUGAAACAGGCAGCAGCAUCUGGCAGCCAACGCAAGAGGACUGCUCCUGAAACAGAGAGCAGCGAUGAGGAGGAUGAAGAUGAUGAGGUGGAGGAAGAGGAGGAGGAGCCACAGCCCAAAAAAACGAAACUGGCUGCAGCUACUCCACAGCAAGGGAAAGCAGUCGUGUCGAAGCCGGAGCCGAAGCGCGGGCGAGUGACAGAGCUGAGAGCCCAGACUGCAGACGGCAGCGUCGUGGUGGAGAGUGGGAAGAAGCAGAUGGCCAAUGUGCAGCGGAGAAACCUUCCUCCUGCAGAAAGCAGCGAGGAGGAAGAGGAGGUGGUGAACACCAAAAAGUACAAAAUGGCGGCUGCAACUGCGCCCCUAACAGCGAAAGCUGUUUUUAACAAGCGUGAGGCCAAACCUGAGCCUAAGCAUGCUGCAGUCCCGGAGUCCAGUGUUCGGAAAGCAGAGAGCAGCCCGGUGGUGGAGAGUGGGAAGAAGCAGAUGACCAAUGUGCAGCGGAGAAACCUUCCUCCUGCAGAAAGCAGCGAGGAGGAAGAGGAGGUGGUGAACACCAAAAAGUACAAAAUGGCGGCUGCAACUGCGCCCCUAACAGCGAAAGCUGUUUUUAACAAGCGUGAGGCCAAACCUGAGCCUAAGCAUGCUGCAGUCCCGGAGUCCAGUGUUCGGAAAGCAGAGAGCAGCCCGGUGGUGGAGAUCACAGACAGCCCUGAUGAGGAGGAGGAAGUGCUGGAUCUGAAAAGCGCUCAGAAAGACAAAGGGCUCUUAGUGGAGGUGAAGGUGAAUAAAGAGUGGUUUACAGGCCGUGUCACUGCAGUGGAGGCUCGGAAGCAGGGCAUGCGAUGGAAGGUGAAGUUUGAUUAUGUCCCGACCACUACAACCCCACGUGACAGAUGGGUGCUGAAGAACAGCGAGGAUGUACGUUUGAUGAGACCCCCCUCCCCUGAAUCACAGACCCCUGACACACUUCAAGGGGGUGAGGAGGAGGAAGAGGAAGAGGAGGGUGCAGCUGCUAGGAGAAUGGAACCUGACACCACCCAGCCAGCUGCCAGCAGGGAGACCACAGAAAGCCUUGUUACCAUGAUGAGGACGUUUUUAAGAUACUUCUUUCCCCCAAAUUUCCGGAUCCCGAAGGAGGAUGUCAACAGCAUGUCUGCAGAGGAACUGGUGGCUUUUCCAAUGAAAGAGUAUUUCCAGCAGUACGAGGUGGGGCUGCAGAGCCUGUGCAACUCGUACCAGACGAGAGCGGAUGCACGGACACGAGUAGUGGAGGAGAAGAGUAACAGUGCUGAGGCAAGGCUCCGUGAAUCUGAGGAGAAGCUGCAGAAACUAAGAACCAACAUAGUGGCUCUGCUGCAGAAGGUUCAAGAGGAUAUUGAUAUCAACACAGAUGAUGAGUUGGAUGCCUACAUUGAAGACCUGCUCACCAAAGGGGAUUAACCCAGUCUUCUUGGGGCUUACUGUCAUCCUACAACAGCUGACAGACAAUACAACACAUCCAACAUGGCUCUCAUUUGAACCACUUUUACUACCUAACAGACCAUCCCAUGUCUUCCUAAUGGUUCUGUGAUUCCAGGAAUUAUUGGGUAACAGCACUGGAGGGUUUUCCUGCUCUUUUAAAGUGAAGAGGGGUGACCACCCUGAAGCAAGGAGAAAGGGUAUUGGAGCCCACACACAUCAGUUGACCACUCUCUCUCCUUGUUUUGCCCCUUCUGGGAUUUCUGUACAUGCUGGUCAAUUGCAUAAUGAUUACCCCCUUUACAAAGGCCAGCAUAACCUGGUGGGCUGAAGGAUUAGGAGGAUUUUUUAUGACGAUAAACAUUUUUUUUGUUUUCUUUUCAAUUUACCUGGAGUCAAGAUGUGUAUGAAACUUGAACAUCAGGGAUUCUGCAAUAUUACUUUUCCAUGAUAUUCUCUGGUUUUAUACUAGGGGGAAAAUACAAUUGUAUAUAACAGAUGGAACAAAAUAUACAUUUAACAACAUGUGAUGGAGGUGUGUUUCUACCUUGGACCGAUGGUUUGAACAGGAGAAUCUCUGAACAGUUUGAAGCAGUAUGUCCUUCACCCCCCAAGAAUAGGUAAGGGUGUGACUUAAGAGGUUCCAAGGACCUACAGUGCCAACAAACCUGAAGAAGUAUACAGAAAUGCAUGACAGCAGUGGACCGCAAGACCUUUUUCUAACGCCUGUUUCAGUUUUGACACACAUUCUUUUAUGGUUUUCCUGUGUUUAAGUUUAGCAUCACUUCCACAAGGGUGAUGGAGCAUGCAUGAUGCACACUUUUGCUUGGACUUCCAUGUAAUGUGCAGAACUGUACUUGUUGGAGGACUUCUUUACAAUUGCAUAACAUGACAAGUGUCCUACCCAUCUUUGCAGGAGCUAUUCCGAUUACUUUACCAGUAGAGUGAAUCCUGAAUUUUACUUACUUAUAUGUUGGUUUUUGUUUUAGAAAUUUGCAGAUUUCAGAAAAAGCUGGAAAAUAUUUUGGUGGACUGUUUAUUUCCCAAUCUUUAUGGGACUUCUGUGUUCUGUAAUUGCAAACUGUCAUCUAGACAGUUAAUUUUAAAAUUAAGAAAAAAGAAUUAACGAUUUGUUUUAGUAAAUUGUCUGGUUUGUUUGUUUUGAGAGACCAGGUAGCGUGUUUGUGUUUUUUGUCUCUUCAGAAAAUCCAGCUGCACUCACCCACAAUGACCACUAACCCACUUCCCUCCUUAACUGGUAAACAUCCUUUAAUAGAUUGUUGGCAUACAUGCUCAAAUUUGAGAAGUCUUGUUCAGAAAAGUUGUACGGUGCUAAAGUUUGAUGCCACAAACAAAAAACAAACUUAGGAUCAAUGAUACAAUUCAGAGACAACACAGGAAAAUAACUGGUGUGUUGAUACCAUUUAACUAGUUUAAGAAGUUAUGUUUACUGAGUCCUUUUUAAAUAUGAAGUAUUUCAUCAGAUAUGUUUUGUAAUAAUGAAAGUGCCAGCUAUGAAGACAGUUAUGGGGAAAAGAUACCUCAAUAAAGAGUUGAUACUGUAGCCAGACAGGAGAAAAAUUCAAAGCACUAUAGUAAAAUUGACAAGUGUGCUGUGGCGUAUUUAAUGUUGUUUAAAAAUGUUUAAUUGAACCUAUGAAACCCACCCAGGUGCCAAGGUAUGUAAUGCCUUUUAUACCAGGUGUGGAAUUACCAUAUACAAUAUAGCAGAUGUAUUUAUACAGCUCAUGGUUCCCAUGGUGCUUUGCAAAGUAAAAAGGUCAGUGUAGGUGAUAUAGAAAUGCAGAGUCUUGAAACUGAAAGUCUUCAAUUGGAGUAGUGUUACUGCGAACACCACUGGUGCCUCAGACACUCAGAUUGUAGCCAGGGACACUACAAGAAAGUAUUCUGGCAACAGUGUUUUGUAGCUUGAGCAAUGAAGUGAUUGGAAGGACACAGAGCAAUUGCUGUAAUCAAGCUUCAGUAUACCAGAAGCACAAAUCAGAAUAGCAACAUCAAGAGUUAGCCUUAACCUUUCAACGUUGUCAGAAAUAUUUUAGCACAGGAGAUUGUCAGAAGACAUGGAAUGCAAAGACAAAUAAAAAGUCUGACAGUUAAUGUGGAAUUAAUCAUCAAAAGGAAUUGCCUGGAAAUAAGUCAUUCUUUUAUAUGGUGUUUGAAAAGCAAUGGGAUACAGUUGUCGUUUUAGUUUUUGUAAGCCAUUCCAAGGCAUCUGGGGUUGCUGUGUGGAGUCCACUUUUUCCGCCAGAAUACGUGUUUAUUGGGCAAUCAUCAGUGAUGUGCUUGGGUUGCUAGUCCUUGAUCUUCCGUUUAUGGAAGAAAUAGCCACGCCUCCCGUGUGUUGUUUGGAUGUGGUUGAGAGAGGUCCACUGUCACUGGGGCAAGGAGUAAACAGGCUGUUCCGUCGUAGGGUUUUCGAUAAGGUCCUUGUUUGGGACAACGCUGUUUUCCCACAUCUCGGGCUGUUGGAUGGCGGGGGUCCUUUCCGCCUGACAGAAGAGUCAAGGCAUGAAUAAGUAAUUGAAGAGACUGGAGUGGUGAAAGCCAUGGAAGGUUCGAGGUGGGUCGUAAAGCCCAUAAUGAAGUGGACUACAAGGAAUCAAACCAUCUGGCAUGUAGGGGGUUUACUGACAGCAUUACCAGGAAGAGUGAAAUAAAUAUUGCAACCAUGUGUAUGAAAAAUCUUGAUUAUGAUGAAAUGUCUAAUGUUUAUACAGUUGUAGUGUAUUAAAUGCAAAAUGUAGGCAAUGGCACACCACAGCUCAUGAAAGUUACAGUAGUGGCCCUGUAGCUAUAAACUUGCCUGUAUAACAUACAGGAACUGUACCACCUGGUCUUAUGCGUCAUUUCAAAUGCAUUUCGGUGCUUUUUCCAACCGUGGCCAUCCUUAGAAGUUGUUGUCCUGUGUCCAAAAGAUCACUGGUGGAUUGUGGGAUAGUAUUGUGCUGUGUUUUAACCACUUUUAACCACUUUCACCAACUGAAAACCUACUUACAGUACCAUGCUGUAUGUGCGUAUGUCAAGUUUCCCCAUUCUAUUCUGUGAGUGGUUUCUCAGGCUUGUGUUUCAAGUUUCAUUUCUUAAGGCAGUGCUGGUACUUUGAAUGUGCAAUGGAAGUUGGGGGGAGGAUCAGUUGACAUUUGUAUCCAAUUACGUGUCAUGUAGAGAUGUGUGUGUUUAGAAGACAGAUCUAUUGCGGGAAGCCAUUUAACUUUUACAA